Messenger RNA from Rotaria socialis, 1635 nucleotides. NCBI's taxonomy places the organism in Eukaryota, Metazoa, Rotifera, Eurotatoria, Philodinida, Philodinidae. The record is from the annotation of a GenBank genome assembly.
AUGGCUUUAUGUAGAACAAUGAAUUCUAAUUUAAAUGAUGAACCAGCUCAACAUGAUAUUCAGCCAUCUCUUGACGAAAUUCUUAGCAUGUAUCUUACGACUCUAAACACAACUCGCAAUAUUAACGCUAUCAAUCAUAUUCAAACAAAUGAAAGCAUAGCUAGAAGUUUUAGUACCGACGGUUUUAUUUCAAAAUCAAAUGCUACUACACGAUUUAUUCAACAAUCUAAUACAAAAGUUCAAUUCGAACAAUCAGCACCAGUAGUUACUCAAGAAGAACUAUGCUCAACAAUCAUUUCGAAUGAAUCAGAUCUUGUACAUGCUACUAAUGAACAUCAUCAACGGCAUUAUUCAACGAAAAAACCUUAUAGAUAUUGUCCAAAGAAGAAUAUUUUAAGUUCGCCACCAAUGGGCUAUAAACCGAUUUGUGUGCAAUUACUUGCAAGACAUGGCAGUCGAACUUUUAUUAACAGUCAUGAUUAUGAUCGACAGACAUUACAAAUCUGGCAAGUAGCCAAAGAAAAAAAUAUGCUGACACCAUUAGGUGAACAACUGAAAGAAGAUAUAGAAUGGUUCAUGCAUGAAAACGUUCGUGUGGGAUCGGGAGAGUUGACUCAAGUGGGUAAAGAAGAACAUUUCGGUCUUGGAAAUCGUUUGUUUAAUCGUUUAAAGCCUUUGUUUACUUCGUCAAAUACUGUUUCUGUGAUAACAAGUGGAGUGAAACGUGCCGUCGAUAGUGCUCGAGAAUUUCUUAACGGUUUAACAGUACAUGAAUGUAAUAUUCAAAUAUCAAAUGAAAAACCAAGCAAAAGUUUGCUUCAUUUUCACAAAUUAUGUACAAACUAUGUGACAUUUAAAAAACAAAAUCCUGAUAUCAAAACAAAAGUAAAUACAAUUAAAUAUUCAGAACAAACCAAAACAUAUGCACGGCAAGUCUUGAGAAAAAUUUAUAAAAAGGAAUUUAUUGAACAAUUAAUUAAUGGAAAAUAUCAAAUUAAUUCUGAUGAAAAUCUCGAUCCCAUGGAAACCAAUAGGCCGACCAAUGAAGUGGAUAUUGUUUUAUGGCUUUAUGCUAUGUUUUCUGUUGCACCAGCUCAAGUCCACUCCUAUUUAGCUGCAAUGUUAGCGAAAUAUUUUAAUCAAGACGAAUCGAUGUGGUUUGCUUAUAUCAAUGAUGCAGAAGAAUUCUACGAGAAAGGCCCAUCUAUCGAAGGGACAACAGUAACAUAUGACAUGGCAAAACCACUGCUAACGCAUUUUUUCACUUCAAUUAACGCAUGUAUAGAAGCAACCAGCAAUGUUACUGCACAUCUGCGUUUUGCUCACGCUGAAACAAUUAUUCCGUUUGCAACACUUCUACAAAUUCCUAAUUUUUCGGACAAAGCAGUACAUCAUUCCGAUGUUUACACCUACGAUAACAACCGAUGGAGGGGUGAUAAAAUUGCGCCGAUGGCUGCUAAUAUUCAAUGGGAAAUCUAUCAACAUGAAGAUAAUAAUGAACUAAUGUUAGUACGAAUGCUAUAUAAUGAAAUGGAAGUCAGAUUUAAACAAGAUUGUAAGCCAGUGACACAUGACUCUUUUUUCUAUGAUUUUAAUGAAUUAAAACGUUCAUAUGCAAAUCAUCUGUCACAAUAA